AUGCCCUCAGCAACCCCCAACAAACCCCCCUCAUCCUCCCCAUUACCACCUCACGACAUCGAAAGCCAACAGACAACAACAACAACAACAACAACGGUAACAACUCCCCUCCUCUCCCGCAAUGCCUCGCCCUCGCCAUCACCCUCGUGGUCGCCUCCCCCAGGCUUCAUCCCCAUCCAGCUCGCCAUCAUGACAAACGUCUUCCUCAACGGCUUCGACGGCACCAUCACGGCCGCCACCUACGCCGUCAUCGGCUCCGAGUUCGACGCCGCCAACAGCGCCUCCUGGCUCACCACCGCCUACCUCGUCACGGCCGCCGCCUUCCAGCCGCUCUACGGGCGCGUGUCGGACAUUUUCGGCCGCCGCGCGUGCUUCUUCGUCUCGACGGCCGUCUUUGCCGCCGGCUGCGUGGGCUGCGGGCUCGCGGGGGAUAUCGUGCUGCUGAAUUGGAUGAGGGCGUUGACGGGGGUUGGAGGCGCCGGGCUGAUGACUAUGGCCACGAUCAUCAACUCGGACAUGAUCCCCUUCCACAGGCGCGGCAUGUACCAAGCCAUGCAAAACGGCGUCUUCGGCUUCGGCGCCAUCUGCGGCGCCUCCUUUGGCGGCACAAUCGCCGACUCCCUCGGCUGGCGCUGGUGCUUCCUCCUGCAGGUGCCCCUAUCCAUGUUUGCCCUCGUCGCAGGCCACGUCGUCCUCAAGGACGAGCACCUCGGCGCAACCGCAACUCCCAGCAGCAGCUUCAGCGCAAUGUGGAAACGAGUCGACUUCUCGGGCGCUCUUCUGCUGGUCCUUGCCGUGUCGACGCAGCUCCUGGGCCUCAGCCUCGGCGGGAAUGAGUUGCCUUGGGACAGCCCCUGGGUUCUUGGCGCGCUGGCGACGAGCGUGGUGCUGUUUGCCGUGUUUGUCAGGGUCGAGGAGAGGACGGCUGCGAUGCCGAUUAUUCCGCUGAGGAUGCUGAGGGGGCGGAUGCCCGUUGCGACGCAGGUUGCGAAUGUCUGCGCCGGCAUGUCUUCGUACGGGUACCUCUUCAUGCUGCCGCUCUUCUUCCAGUCCGUCCUGCAAGACUCGGCCACCAAGGCGGGCGUUCGUCUCGCCGUGCCCUCGCUGGCGAUUCCCCUGGGCGGCCUGGUCGCCGGCACGGUCAUGUCGCGCUGGGGGAAGCUGAUCCCCCUGAUGCGCGCCGGGCUCGUCCUCAUGACGCUUGGCCAGGCGUUGGUCUCGUCGUGGGCGUUUGCCGAUGCGCGGUGGAAGUAUGUCGUGUACAUCUUUCCGUCUCACUUGGGCACGGGGAUAGUGUAUCCGGCCAUAUUGUUCAUCUCGAUUGCGUCUCACGCUCACUCUGACCAUGCCGUGUCCGCGUCAACGACGUAUCUCAUCCGCUCCCUCGGCUCCGUCUGGGGCGUCUCCGUCGCGUCCGCCAUUGUGCAGAACACGCUCAGCGUGCGCCUACCGCAGGUUCUGAGCGAGGUGCCAGAUAAAUGGAGAGUACGACCCUUUUCUUUAGUCAUUGACGAGAUCAGACACUCGGUGGAAGCCCUGCGGACGCUCCCGCCAGAUGUCCAGCUCAGGGCCCGGCUGGUGUAUUUCGAUGGGCUGAAGCUCGCUUUUGGGGCGACGACGGCGGUGGCUGCCGUGGGUGUUGUUGCGGCGUUUGUGGCCAAUCCGGCGAAUUUGAGGAAGACGCAUGCUGGUAGAUGA
Trichoderma reesei QM6a is the source of this 1698-nucleotide messenger RNA. RefSeq lists its product as uncharacterized. The record is from RefSeq and is a predicted model, not a curated record. The coding region runs from base 1 to 1698 and encodes 565 amino acids. Gene Ontology annotation, cellular component: fungal-type vacuole membrane. Lineage: Eukaryota; Fungi; Ascomycota; Sordariomycetes; Hypocreales; Hypocreaceae. Gene Ontology annotation, biological process: transmembrane transport; basic amino acid transport. The transcript is spliced from 6 exons. Gene Ontology annotation, molecular function: basic amino acid transmembrane transporter activity.